AUGUCUGGCCGAUACAGGGACUGGAACAUCGACUGCAAGGUAUAUGUGGGUAAUUUGCAGGAGAAUGCCAUUAAGUCGGACGUGGAGUCGGCUUUCGGCAAAUACGGGCCCCUCAAGAAUGUAUGGGUCGCCCGAAACCCCCCCGGAUUUGCUUUCGUCGAGUUCGAGGACGCCAGGGAUGCCGAGGACGCCGUCAGAGGGCUGGACGGCACGUACGUACACCACCUCAUCAGAGCAGUGCAUCCCUUUCCCCAUUACCACCACAUGAGUGGUGUGUUCCUUAGCCACCACCUCAUGAGCUCUAUAUCCCAUAUCCAUCUCCUUAUGAGUGGUCUAUCCCUUAACCACUGCCUCAUGAGUAGUGUAUUUGUCACUCGGAUAGGAGGCGCCCGCGUGAGGGUCGAGAUGUCUCACGGAAGGACCCGUCGCGGAGGCGGUGGUGGUGGUGGUGGUGGCGGCGGAGGAGGCAGUGGUGGUAGUCGUCGGUACGGCGGCGGUCGAGACAGUAUUGACGCUCGUAUUGUGUGUCUGUCCCCACAAACAGCGGUAGACGUGAGUAUUCUCGUGGACGCCGUUCCCGAAGUAACUCCCGGAGCAGAUCCCGUUCCCGACAUAUCUCUACUACACAUCUACUGAAAGACGUGUAUUGACUGCAAAGAGUGUGUAAUGUCUUAUUGUAGACAUACCGGUGCCCUUCCGAGAGGGCCAUCCGAUGCACACAUAAAACAAAAAUAUUUUGUUUUAAGAAAUUGUAUUUAAAAUACAAAACCAAACGAUAGCAUCGAUAGCAGCGACAGCCGCCGCGCCUCCUAAACACAGACCCAAACCAUUAGCUAAAUAGCGUAUCUCGAGUGAGACAUACCGUUCCCUAUAAAGCGGAAGGUGUGAACGCCGUCCGACGGCCUCAUCGGGCGCCUACACAUCGACUAUAACUGC
Messenger RNA from Oppiella nova, 936 nucleotides. NCBI's taxonomy places the organism in Eukaryota, Metazoa, Arthropoda, Arachnida, Sarcoptiformes, Oppiidae. The record is from the annotation of a GenBank genome assembly.